Messenger RNA from Humulus lupulus (European hop), 1119 nucleotides. RefSeq lists its product as uncharacterized. Gene Ontology annotation, molecular function: nucleic acid binding; RNA-DNA hybrid ribonuclease activity. Bases 1 to 1119 code for a protein of 372 amino acids. The record is from RefSeq and is a predicted model, not a curated record. NCBI's taxonomy places the organism in Eukaryota, Viridiplantae, Streptophyta, Magnoliopsida, Rosales, Cannabaceae. The transcript is spliced from 2 exons.
AUGUCAGACCGCUGCCAACCCUUCUUACAGUGCAUAAAGAAAUCUACCAACACCACCUGGGGACCAGAACAGCAAAAAUCAUUGGAAGAGCUUAAGACCUAUUUGAGCUCUCCUCCUAUAUUGAGCUCUCCCAUUGCUAAUGAAUAUCUAUUCUUAUAUUUGUCUGUCUCACAAUUCGCUGUAAGUUCUGUUCUUUUUCGAGAAAAAGCCAAUCGUCAGAGGCCAGUGUUCUAUUGCAGCAAGAUGCUGUUAGACGCUGAAACCCGAUACAGUAUGAUGGAAAAAUUGGCACUCGCACUCCUCACGGCCAAAAAGAAGUUACGACAAUACUUCGAAAGCCACACAAUCAUCGUAUAUACGGACUAUCCAUUAAAGCAGUUUUUGCCACGAAAAGCUAAAAAGGGGCAGGUACUCGCUGACUUCCUGGUUGAAAUUCAGUCAUUCACUCCUGACGCUCUGCUAGAAUUAUUAGAAUCAGAAGAUCAAUGGCUGUGGACAAUGUACACUGACGGAGCAUCCAAUUCCCAAGGGGCUGGUAUUGGCGUCGUAUUAGAAGCUCCCUCAGGACUCAAAAUCGAAGAAGCCAUCCGUUUAGAGCAAUCCGCAACCAAUAAUGAAGCAGAAUAUGAUGUACUAAUCUAUGGUUUGGAACUCGCACGAGAAAUGGGAAUCCAACUUCUGAACAUCAGAGGCGACUCGCAGCUUAUGAUAGAGCAAGUGGCUGGAAAUUUCGAUACCAAAGCACCCCAUCUGGCUAGCCUUCUACAGAAGGUAACUGACUUACGAUCGCAUUUUCGUCAGUUUGAACUCAUACUAGUACCCAGGGAGCAAAAUCAGAAGGCCGACGCCCUUGCCAAAUUAGCUUCUGCGAGAGGAUGCACACGCCAGUCCUCCAUAUCCAUAAGUCGAUCAAGAAAAGAUAUAGAAGUCUAUUCCACCUCAUCAGAACCUGAAUGCUGGAUAGAUCCGAUCAUAAAAUACUUGACCACCUCCGAGCUCCCACCUAAUCCGAAAGAUGCAAAGCUUCUGCGCCUUCGGGCACAACGCUAUUCCAUGAUCCAUGGGACGUUGUACCUUCAACGGCCCAUAUCUACGAUGUUUGCGCCCAUCAGAAGCUAA